CGUUUUGUUGCUAUUGCCAUCAAGGACAGCCCACAGACCAUCGAUAUAAUCGAGUGGGCCAUUCGUCAAGCGCUGGUUCCGGGCCGUGACAAGGUGGUGCUCAUCAACGUACGGCCAGCAGUAAACGGGCUCAUUGGCGACCUUGUGUCAUCCAAUUCCGACAAGGAGGUCGCGGAGCGCGAGAAGAGCCAUGAGCUUCUCAAAAAGUAUGCGUCGAUAAUCAAGGCCGAAGGGUAUCCGAUCAAGGGAGUCUCGAUUCGCAGCGUUGACAUCCGCGGCGAGCUGGUGCGCAAGCUGAUGGAGCUGAAGUGCGACGUGCUGAUCAUGGGAAGAAACGCGUCAAAGUCCAUGAAGGGGCGCUUUAUCGGGUGCAAGGUCAACUACUUGAUUGAGAAUUCGCCUUGCCCAGUCACGGUG
This is a messenger RNA of Linderina pennispora, 417 nucleotides long. RefSeq lists its product as uncharacterized. The transcript has a single exon. Lineage: Eukaryota; Fungi; Kickxellomycota; Kickxellomycetes; Kickxellales; Kickxellaceae. The annotation marks the transcript as partial. The record is from RefSeq and is a predicted model, not a curated record.